AUGUCGAGACUUUUGGUAUUUGAUAACAAUGGCUUAAUUAAUAGAAUCAUUACAGAAUGCUUGAAAACAUUAAUUGGUAGAUGUUAUAAAUCAGAAAGUACAAGAACGACCAAAAAUAUAAAAACUAGUCAUUAA
Vairimorpha ceranae is the source of this 135-nucleotide messenger RNA. RefSeq lists its product as hypothetical. The record is from RefSeq and is a predicted model, not a curated record. Lineage: Eukaryota; Fungi; Microsporidia; Nosematidae. Bases 1 to 135 code for a protein of 44 amino acids. The transcript has a single exon.